Aphanomyces astaci is the source of this 2010-nucleotide messenger RNA. RefSeq lists its product as hypothetical. Gene Ontology annotation, biological process: protein processing. NCBI's taxonomy places the organism in Eukaryota, Oomycota, Saprolegniomycetes, Saprolegniales, Verrucalvaceae. Gene Ontology annotation, cellular component: plasma membrane. The transcript has a single exon. The record is from RefSeq and is a predicted model, not a curated record. The coding region runs from base 1 to 2010 and encodes 669 amino acids. Gene Ontology annotation, molecular function: metalloendopeptidase activity.
AUGGUUAAGGUCCUCAUCUCCCUCAGCGCAUUCGCCGCUGCCGCGACGGCUGGCUCCGUCACGGAACUCCCCGCUUCUGUGACCAAGCUCAUCGACUACUCCGCAAACCCAUGCGAAGACUUUUUCCAAUAUGCUUGUGGAGCGUGGUACAAGGAUACUGUGGUACCCCCGGACGUAGGCCUAAUCAGUACGUUGACCACGAUCUCUGCCCAUAACGAAGCCGUUUUGAAGAAGAUUUUGUCUAACUACAAGCCCAAGCUUAGCGAGUUUUACACCUCCUGUAUGGACACGGCUACGCUAUCGUCGCUUGGCCUGACUCCGCUGGAGGACUCGUUCAAAGCCAUUAGGUUGGCCAACACCAAAUUGGACCUCCUCAUCGUGGCUGGUAAAUUGGUCAAGAACGGCAUUCCAGCCUUUGUGGAUAUCAAAGCCAGCCCUGACAACAACGACGUGACCAAGAACGCCCUCUUCGGUUUCCCAAUCCCCCUGCCGCUGGAUCUCGUGUACUACGCUAACCCUUCCGAGUGGGAGUCCGUAGAAGCCGACUACAAGUUGUACAUUGCGUCGGUUUUGCAGCUAGCUGGCUACACUGCUGAGAAAGCGGCGGCUGCCGUGCCGGUGAUCAUCCGUUUCGAGCAAAGGAUGGUCAUUUUCGCCCUCAGGCAGCUCAAGGAGAUCCAGGUCGCAGUGUCUCCGUAUACUGCGCUUACGUACAGCCAACUGAACCAGACGUACCCGCUGCUUAUCGGUUCGUGGCUCAUAGCCAACGGCUUCAACGUCCGCAACGUGGGCGGAGGGUCGAACGACUGGGUGAGGUUUUACGACUUGACCUACUUUGACAAUAUCGAACUGUUGCUGAAGUUCACGACGCUGGACGACCUCCGCACCAUCGUGGUGUACAAGCUCAUCCAUGCCUCGUCGAAGCACUUGACGCCUGAAUUCCGCACGGCCAACUGGAACUUCUUCGGCAAGAAGAUCAAUGGCGAAAAGGUGGAACCUUCUCGUGAAAAGUUCUGCUUCUCUGAGACGGGCGAGGCCUUGAGUGAUAUCUUGGGCGAGUACUUAUUAGGCAAGGUGUGGUCGGCUGAUGCGGCCAAGGUGGUCAACGAACUGGUCAAGGCCUUGAGGUCGUCCUUCUCCACUAGCAUUGCCACCGCCGACUGGUUGGACAACUCGACACUCGCCAACGCGCAAACGAAGAUGUCCAAGCUUGUACACUUGCUGGGUGGCCCGGAGAAGCCGCAGCUGUACCCCACGCUGACGUUGGACUCGAAGUCGUUUCUGAACAACCGGUGGAAGGUGUCUCAAGUGAACAUCGACACCAACUUGAAGCUGAACGGCCAACCUGUGGAGCACAAGUGGAGCGAGGCGCCCCAUGAGGUGAACGCGUACUACGGCUCCAGUCAGAAUCUAAUUAUGUUGCCCGCCAACAUUUUGCAAAAACCACUCUUUGACGGCGAGUUUGACGCCGCCCAGAACUUUGGUGGCAUCGGAUCAUUCAUCGGACACGAAAUUACCCACGGGUUCGACAACAUCGGCCGCUAUUACGAUGGCGACGGCAACGUGAAUCCGUGGUGGUCGGACGUCUCCAUUGCUUCGUUUAAGACGAAAGCCCAGUGCUUUAGCGACCAAUACUCCAACUUUGUCGUGAAGAGCGUGGAGACUGGCGAUGUCUUGGGCAACAUCAACGGCAAACUCACGUUGGACGAAAACAUUGCGGACAAUGCGGGGCUCAAGACCAGUUUCCGCGCGUAUCACGAGUACUUGAAGAAGUUCCCAUCCCAGUACUCAGAAGAAACAGGUGACAAGUUGUUCUACUUGUCGUUCGCCCAAAGCUGGUGCUCCAAGUACACGGAUACCUCCCUCUCCGAGUCUUUGAAGAGGGAGCACCCGCCCGGUCGGUUCCGUGUGACGGGGACCUUGCAAAACGACGCUGAGUUUGCCCGUGUGUUCCAGUGCCCCACCGGCUCGUACAUGAACCCGUCCAAGAAGUGCUUGUUGUGGGAAUAG